Messenger RNA from Hippopotamus amphibius kiboko, 747 nucleotides. Its product is annotated as transcription factor Spi-C-like. Bases 1 to 747 code for a protein of 248 amino acids. The record is from RefSeq and is a predicted model, not a curated record. Gene Ontology annotation, molecular function: DNA-binding transcription factor activity, RNA polymerase II-specific; sequence-specific DNA binding. Gene Ontology annotation, biological process: regulation of transcription by RNA polymerase II; cell differentiation. The transcript has a single exon. Gene Ontology annotation, cellular component: nucleus. NCBI's taxonomy places the organism in Eukaryota, Metazoa, Chordata, Mammalia, Artiodactyla, Hippopotamidae.
AUGGCUUGUGUUGAACAAGACAAGCUGGGUCAAGCAUUUGAAGAUGCUUUUGAAGUACUGAGGCAAUAUUCCACUGGAGAUCUUCAGUACUCCUCAGAUUACAAAAAUUACCUGGCUUUCAUCAACCACCGAUCUCAUGUCAGAGGAAAUUCCAACAGCUAUGGUGUGCUGCCCACAGAGGAACCAGUCUAUAAUUGGAGAACAGUAAGAAACAGUGCUGCGGACCUCUAUCUUGAAGGAAAUAUUCAUCCAUCUCUGCAGAGCAUCCCUGAAAACCAGCUGGUACAGCCUACUCUUCUCCAGCAAAAGGGAGGAAAAGGCAGGAAGAAGCUCCGACUGUUUGAAUACCUUCACGAGUCCCUGUGUAAUCCCGAGAUGGCAUCUUGUAUUCAGUGGAUAGAUCAAACCAAAGGCAUCUUUCAGUUUGUAUCAAAAAACAAAGAAAAACUUGCCCAACUUUGGGGGAAAAGAAAAGGCAACCGGAAGACCAUGACUUACCAGAAAAUGGCCAGAGCACUGAGGAAUUAUGGAAGAACUGGAGAAAUCAUCAAAAUCCGGAGAAAGUUAACUUACCAGUUCAGUGAGGCCAUCCUCCAAAGACUAUCUCCGUCUUAUUUCUUGGAAAAAGAUAUCUUCUACUCACAGUAUGUUCAACCUGAUCAAGGAUAUCUCAGUUUAAAUAACUGGAAUGCAAAUUAUAAUUAUACAUACGCCAGUUACCAUGAGCUAAGCCACCCUGAUUGCUAA